AAACUUGUGAGUGGAAGAAUCCGAGGGUGGCGUACUAUCAAUGAUCACGAACAGCCUUUCGGCUGGUUCAUGUCGUUGUCCAACGGUAUUUUGCAGAUUAGGCUAUAUGGUGAUUGAUUCUCACCGGGUCAGCGUUAUCUAGGACGCGAUUUCCCCUCACCUCGAGUCUGCCCUGAUCCCCCCCUUUCAAGAUAUCCCUUGACUACACCUGCGUCUCUUCUUACCACCCUCCUCGUUUCUUGAGUAUGCACUUCGUUCGCUUCUUUACGUAUAUUACUUCUUGUCUCUCUGUUGUGCGUGCGUUCAGUGUGACUGUUGGGACUCCCACUCAAUGUGAUCCUCUCACCAUUUCAUGGACUGGUGGGCAAGCACCAUUUGAGAUAAUCAUAACUCCCUCUUUGGAAAUGUAUCAGAAUUAUUCUGUACCAUCAUCAGCCUUCAGCAAUGGCAAAGGCUCUUAUUCAAUAUCGCCAUUAUUGUUGUCUGCGGGAAAAACAUUUCUACUCACUAUGUCUGACGCCACCGGAUUCGGUUCGGGUGGGACGACAAACAACUUAACUGUUGGAAAUCCGGUUACAAAUAACAACUGCUACAUUCCAGAUUCUGCACCUCCUUUUGAGUUUGCGUUUUCGUCGUUAUCCCCGCUGACGCAAUGCAGUCUAUCGACCAUUUUGACCAUUAAUGGUAGUCCAGUCCUGCCCAUUACUAUUGUGCAACUUAUUCCUGCCGGACAAUCAGCCGUAUUCUAUUCGAAUAACGACACUUUUACCUUCGUCGUAGACGUUAACGCAGGGACGGACCUCCUGUAUUUCGUCACCGACUCCGAGGGCAUACAAGGUGGUGUCUCUGGGUCCGAGCAGGUCUCAGGGUCGAGUAAUUCCUCGUGCCUAAGCGGCAACUCGCCGUCAUCCACUACAGGCAUAUCGGCCACAGCCACAGCUUCAUCGACAUCUAGUUCAAGCAGUUCAUCAAAUAGCUCAUCAAGCAGUAAUGUUACUCUUAUCGCAGGCGCAGCGGGCGGCGGUGGGGCAGUCCUUAUUGCAUUGAUCAUCCUUGGCAUGUGCUUGUGGCGUAAACGGAGAGCGUCUCACUUUCCGGACGUUCAGUCUUCCACAAUAAGCCAUCCACGUCGACUACAGCAUACAGAUCCAAAACACGAAGUCAGCCGUUAUAGUGACUUGACCAAUUCGUCCGCCGGCAACUUCGCAGUUGGUGCCCCUCCUUCAUCAUUAAACCAGACACAACAUUCGCGCCAGAGCUCCAACGCAGACUUUCCUGUCUACGGGGAUGCUCGAAUUUCGACCAUGUCAUCCGCUCACAACCGAAUGGCUGCAUUGUCUCAACCAAUGUCACCAAAUCCCCCGUUACAAUCCCCCGUUGCACCCAUUCGACCUGACAGCCAAUCACCCCCUCUUAAUACCUCUACCAGAAACUUCGCAGUCAGCGACCGUCCCACACUGCAUUCACGCCAGAGCUCAAACGCAGACUUCGCGAUGUAUGGAGACGCUCGAAGUUCGGCUACUAUGUCAUCUGUUGACAGGCGAAUGGCUACCGUCGCUGAAACGCCAUUACCAUUACCAUGGGAGACAGAUCCUGUUAGCUACCUUGGCCCACCCCUUCAAUCCAGAUCCCAACCAAGCCCUAUUGAUGCGUCUGCUGCCGACUUGGCGGCUAAGGACCUUCCCAGACCCUUCAGUCAGGCACAAAAUUCCCGUCAGAGCCCUGACACAGAUAGCUCUGCGGUGCAUGGAGCAUCUGGAAGUCAAUCCGUGGCGUCGGCUAGCGCACAAACAGCCGCAACGGCGGCCAGUCAUACAGACUACCAACCUCCUACCCGAAUUAUUGUGCAUGUCGACGCUGAUGACGUUGUGCCAGACGACAAUGGUAUAAUUGAACUUCCGCCGCAGUAUUCAGAACAUCGGGGAGUCUAUGCCUUGUAAUCCGAGUCUGCGUCAUGACCUACGUUCCAACAAUCUUGACUCUUCGGACAUGGGUAUGCCUGUAGCGCGUUCGUUUUAUUUCGUUAGUGUCCUUUCUUCAAUAAUGAAGCACAAGGGCGUCGUUACUCCUUUGCUUAUCCUCGG
Messenger RNA from Suillus subalutaceus, 2084 nucleotides. RefSeq lists its product as uncharacterized. The record is from RefSeq and is a predicted model, not a curated record. Bases 246 to 1940 code for a protein of 564 amino acids. The transcript has 5 exons. NCBI's taxonomy places the organism in Eukaryota, Fungi, Basidiomycota, Agaricomycetes, Boletales, Suillaceae.